UCAGUUUCUGUGUGAGAACUGACGGACAAAGGAAUUUUCAACCUUUUGGGGUGACCAGUGUAUAAAGAUAUCUUUUUCAUUUUGCUGAACCAAAACCAGUGUACAGACUUUUCCUCUUGUUUACUAGGGCUGGGACAAUACAACUUUUUCUAUAUUGACAUAAACAGCAAAAAUGUGGAGGAUCCAGCAGUUACAAGUGUGUAUGGUUUUGAUGACAUGCUGGUUGGCCUAUGUUUUCUGUGAUUCAGAUGAUUUUGAUUUUGACAGUUCAAACUCAGAGUUUGAGUCAAGUUACAAGUCAGUGAGGAAUGCCACCAUCUCCAUUGCGUCAAUAAUUGGUAUUAUAACAGGACUGAUUUUUCUUGGGAUCGUUAUUGCCAUCAUUGUUAUAUGCUGUUGUUGUAUGAAAGGACGACGAUCAGCUGGCCAUGUAUACAGACAACCAGCAAACCAAAUGACAGUCACCACCACAACACAACAGGCAUACCCUGGACAGUAUCCCCCUCAGCCCUACAAUCAGUACCCUCAGAAUCAGUACCCCGCUCAGGGGUAUGUACAGCACCCACCCCCACCCCAGAUGGGAUACCCACCUGUCCAGCAAGCACCGCCUAUGACAGGGUACGGCUAUCCUCCACAGGACAGUAAAGCUGUACCCACAGCACCACCAGCAGAUGAUGGCUACUCCCCUUACCCAGCAAAUUCCCAGCAACCCCCACCCUACCCCAGCAAUUAAAAAUGAGUUCAGAGUGUUUAAGAUCUGCAUGUACUUGUGAUAUGUUUAGAAAAGAAUGUCAUGUUUUUUAAAUAAUUUUUUUUUGUAUUGUUAUAGUCAAUAAUAUUUGAAGAUUGAACAUUUAGAAAUCAAACAUUUAUUUAUGGAUUUUAUUGUAUAUUCAUCUAAUUCUGUACUUUAAUUUAUUUGCUCAUUACCUGGCCCUGCGAUCAUGAAAUGGACUUAAGUCAAAAUUUUAAUCAUCCAUAAAAUGUUUAUUACUUGAGAACCAAAUCUCUUAAUUUGCAUGCAACAGCAAUUUAUUGAUGCAAAGUGAAAAAGCAUUUUCAUUUUGGACUGCUUCAUUUCUAAACCAUUUCAGUGCAAUUUACAUUUUUUGGCUUAAGUUGUUUAAUGAUCCUUUGACCUAUAGUGCACUUUACAGUAUAUUUCUACCAAAGUGUUUUAAUUGUAGUAUACAUGUAGAAGACAUCAUUCUUUUGUACAUGACACAAAAACACAUAAGAGUUCUAAAAUUUUGAAUAAUGUCACUUGAAUACUCAAUUUUUAAUGCACCAUGGAAUUGGUUGAUUCCAUAAUGUUGAUUUUUACCACGAACAAAAAUUAAAAUCAAUAUAUUUACUUAUCUAAUUAAUACUCAGUAUUUUGUUUAUUGUUUUUUCUUCUUUCAUGUAUCAUU
Saccostrea echinata is the source of this 1412-nucleotide messenger RNA. RefSeq lists its product as uncharacterized. The record is from RefSeq and is a predicted model, not a curated record. NCBI's taxonomy places the organism in Eukaryota, Metazoa, Mollusca, Bivalvia, Ostreida, Ostreidae. Bases 173 to 733 code for a protein of 186 amino acids. The transcript is spliced from 6 exons.